UCAACACACAAAUAUUGACUCAAAUCCUUUGCUCAUCGAACGUUUAUAACCGGGGAAAUAUGUUUUCAUUGCUGCACCCACAAACGGAUGAAAGUUUUCUGGACACGGAAUCAACAGUUGAGGAUGUCAUACGAUUGCUACAGAGUCUGCAAAAGCCAAAGGAGGCAGGAGAAGAGGAGGAAGAAGCUGUUGAAGUGGAUCUGACGGGGGAAAGUGUCACAGAGGACAAUUUUAUGGUCACCGAGCGGCAAAAGCCUUUGAAGAAGGUGCCCAUUCCCUUGAAGACUAUAUUAAAGUCGCAGAAAAAGAAAGCAGAUCCCACAGAUGUCAAUAAAGAUCGCUUCACAUUCAUGAGGCAGGUGGAGGUGGAUCAUGAUGAGUGCUCCAAGGCGCGACUGGAACGUGAGCGAGUGGCACAAAACUUUCGAAAAUUGGGCAACUCCGAGUAUCGACAGGGAAACUACACGACUGCCAUGCGUUUGUACAGCGAGGCCAUGGAAAACAUCAAGGACAGCCACAUUCUCUACAUAAAUCGGGCACUUUGUUUCAUCAAAUCUGGCAGAUUCAAGCGGGCCAUUGUCGAUUGUGAUUUCGUUUUGAACAAAUUGGAUGAGAAGAAUUUGAGGGCGUGGCUGUAUCGGGCCAUGGCCUACAAGGGGCUCAACGAUGAGGCCAAUUUUGAGAAUUGUGUGAGAUAUGCCCGCAAAUUUAAUUCCAAGCAAAUGGAGUUUAUUGAUGGAUUCCUGGAAAAGUUGAAAUGA
This is a messenger RNA of Drosophila subobscura, 761 nucleotides long. Its product is annotated as sperm-associated antigen 1A. The record is from RefSeq and is a predicted model, not a curated record. The transcript is spliced from 4 exons. Gene Ontology annotation, molecular function: protein binding. NCBI's taxonomy places the organism in Eukaryota, Metazoa, Arthropoda, Insecta, Diptera, Drosophilidae. The coding region runs from base 60 to 761 and encodes 233 amino acids.